Messenger RNA from Metarhizium robertsii ARSEF 23, 348 nucleotides. RefSeq names its product Actin-binding, cofilin/tropomyosin type. Gene Ontology annotation, biological process: negative regulation of Arp2/3 complex-mediated actin nucleation; actin filament debranching. Gene Ontology annotation, cellular component: actin cortical patch. The record is from RefSeq and is a predicted model, not a curated record. NCBI's taxonomy places the organism in Eukaryota, Fungi, Ascomycota, Sordariomycetes, Hypocreales, Clavicipitaceae. The transcript has 2 exons. The coding region runs from base 1 to 348 and encodes 115 amino acids. Gene Ontology annotation, molecular function: Arp2/3 complex binding; actin binding.
AUGGCGUCGGUAGAUAUGAUUGAUAAGAACACACACGAGAUCCGACAAGCCCUCGACGACUACGACGAAGCGCGAGUCUACAAGUCUCUCAAGGAGGUUGCUGAGGACUUGCCAGAUCACACGCCGCGGUUUGUUCUGCUCAGCUAUCCCAUUACAACGUCCGAUGGACGACUCUCAGUACCCUACGUGUUGCUAUACUAUCUUCCAAUAACCUGCAACGCCGAGGUGAGAAUGUUGUACGCCGGCGCAAAAGAGUUGAUGCGAAGCACGAGCGAGGCGGGCAGCGUCAUUGAUAUCGAGUCCGCGGAGGAUCUUGAAGAGGUUCCCGAAAAGCUGGCUAACAAAUAG